Molecule: messenger RNA, 584 nt
Organism: Myzus persicae (green peach aphid)
Lineage: Eukaryota; Metazoa; Arthropoda; Insecta; Hemiptera; Aphididae
Exons: 3
Coding region: 99-584 (161 amino acids)
Biological process (GO): DNA replication
Molecular function (GO): DNA-directed DNA polymerase activity; nucleotide binding; DNA binding
Source: RefSeq, a predicted model, not a curated record
AUGCCAAAGCGAAUAACGAGAAGGUAUCCGAUUAUGAUGAUUCGAAGGAAGAUUCGUGGUUGGUGUAUCAGGAUUGUAAUAACCUGUACGGCUGGGCGAUGUCACAAAGUAUACCUUAUGCUAAUUUUAAAUGGGUGAAGCCAGAGUUGGAUGGACUCGACAAUUUGGAUGAGACUUCACCCAUAGGCCGGAUAUACGAGGUAGAUGUGUCAUAUCCUGUAAACCUACAUGACAAGCAUAACGACUUACCAUUCCUCCCUCAAAACGGAAUAUCUGCGGGCUCAAAGGUAAAGAAACUGAUGGCGACAUUCGAGAGGAAGACAAACUAUAUAAUACACUAUCGUAAUCUUCAGCAGGCUAUAGCAAAUGGGCUGAUAGUGGAAAAAGUACAUAGAGUUGUACAAUUCGAUCAAUCUCUUUGGUUAGCCGAAUAUAUCAGUUUGAAUACUGAAAUGAGGAAGAACGCUACGAAUGACUUUGAGAGGGAGUUUUUUAAGCUAAUGAAUAACGCUGUAUUUGGUAUGUCAACAAAAUAUAUGUAUGUAUAUAACUUUAUUAACUUGAAAACAUUUAUCUACUCGUAA